This is a messenger RNA of Gadus morhua (Atlantic cod), 702 nucleotides long. RefSeq names its product beta-1,4 N-acetylgalactosaminyltransferase 2-like. Gene Ontology annotation, biological process: UDP-N-acetylgalactosamine metabolic process; UDP-N-acetylglucosamine metabolic process. Bases 1 to 702 code for a protein of 233 amino acids. Lineage: Eukaryota; Metazoa; Chordata; Actinopteri; Gadiformes; Gadidae. Gene Ontology annotation, molecular function: acetylgalactosaminyltransferase activity. The record is from RefSeq and is a predicted model, not a curated record. The transcript has 4 exons.
AUGCGCUACAAGGAGUUGAAGGUGCUCAUAAGAAGCCUAAGACAAUUCUACAAAGACGUGGUGCUUGUUGUGGCCGAUGACAGCUUUACUCCAGAAAACAUCACAGAAGAAAAUGUUCUGCAAUACGUCAUGCCUGGGGGACAGGGAUGGUUUGCUGGCAGAACCCUGGCUGUCUCUCAAGUCACCACCAAGUACUUUCUUUGGGUGGAUGACGACUUUCUAUUCACUGAGAAAACAAAGAUAGAGGAUCUGGUGGAGGUGAUGGAGGCAACACCAGAGUUGGAUGUGGUUGGGGGUUCAGUUACUGGAAACCAGUUCUACUUCUCCAUCGCCUAUGAGGAAGGCGAUGGAGUCACUGGAGGCUGUAUGGACAGGAAGCCCGACAUAAAGUUCCAAUCACUACCAAAUUACCCACAAUGCUCCAUAGUCAAUGGGGUGGUCAACUUCUUCCUGGCUCGUACCGAUGCUGUAAAUCGAGUGAGAUUUGACCCCAAGCUGAAGAGAGAAGCACAUUCAGAAUUCUUCAUGGAUGGUCUUGGCCAAUUGAUGGUUGCUUCGUGUGGCCAUGUUUCCAUUGGCCAUCAGCCGAAAGGGGCCAAUGCUCAAUAUGGUCGGUUCAGACACCCCGGGAAGGAUGAUAUGCAGUUUAAACUACAGCUGCACUACUACAAAAACCAUCUACAAUGUAUCCACUACGGUUAG